Molecule: messenger RNA, 2511 nt
Organism: Hypanus sabinus (Atlantic stingray)
Lineage: Eukaryota; Metazoa; Chordata; Chondrichthyes; Myliobatiformes; Dasyatidae
Product: zinc finger protein 239-like
Exons: 3
Coding region: 65-1114 (349 amino acids)
Source: RefSeq, a predicted model, not a curated record
ACCGGACGUGACGUCCCAAGCCUGAGCGCUGCGGCCUUCGACACGGAGUCCUCCAGGUCGGCGAAUGCCAGCGAUGGAGGAUUCGGAGACCAGGAGCGCCAACCGCAGACCUCCCGACGUGCCGGAGCCGCGGGCGCCCACGCACCACUGGUCUUUGGACGCGGAAGCGGCAGGCCCUGUCUGCGUCGGGCAGGCGCAGUUCACGUGCUCCAACUGCGGGCGGGGCUUCAGGCGGGCGGCCGGACUAACCAGGCACCUGUGCGGCCACACCGCCGACCGGCCGUGGAAGUGUGGGGACUGUGGGAAGGGGUUCAGCUACCCGUCGCGGCUGGAGACGCACCGGCGGGGCCACACCGGUGAGCGGCCGUACACCUGCCCGGUGUGCGGACGGGGGUUCAUUUACUCGUCCCACCUCAUCAGGCACCAGCGGGUGCACGCCGCAGAGAGACAGUUCACCUGCUCCUUGUGCAGGAGGGGAUUUACCAACCUCUCCAGCCUUUUGACCCACCAGAAGGAGCACACCGGGGAGAGCCCGUUCACCUGCUCGGAGUGCGGGAAGGGCUUCACCUGCCCGUCGCACCUGCGCAGGCAUCAGCGGCUUCACACCCAGGAGAGGCAGUUCAUCUGCUCCUUGUGUGGGAAGGGAUGCAGCCACUUCUCCAGCCUGCUGAGACACCAGCGCGACCACGCCGGGGAGAGGCCCUUCACCUGCUCCCAGUGCGGGAAGGGAUUCACCCGCUCGUCCAGCCUUCUCGUGCACCAGCGGGUCCACACCGGGGAGAGGCCGUACGCCUGCUCCGUGUGCGGAAAGGGGUUCACAUGCUCGUCCUAUCUGCUGGCGCACCGGCGGGAGCACAGCGGGGAGCGGCCCUUCAGCUGCUCCGAGUGUGGCCGGGGAUUCGCCUGCUCCUCCAGCCUCCUCAUACACCGGCGGGUGCACACCGGCGAGCGGCCCUUCGCCUGCUCCGAGUGCGGGAAGGGAUUCGUCCAUUCGUCCAGCCUGCUCGCGCACCUGCGGGUCCACACCGGGGAGAAACCUUUCGUCUGUGCUGUCUGCAUAAAGGGCUUCGGAAGUUUGUCCAGUCUCUGGAUUCACCAACAGAUCCACAAGUGACCGCAGGAUUUGCAUCGCUGCGGUUUGUCAGACCUAGGGACAGUUUCACAUGCUUUUUAUGUUGGAAACCUCAAAAUCUGUAACAAAUCAGAAGGAAUGGAUGUUCAGUUAUAUUUGUUAAUAUUUAAGUUCAAUCAUAGCACAACCCUCCACAUCUUCAAAGGGCAGCAUCCAUAUUUGACCCUCAGUCUGGAAGUUGCCCCCUUCUCACUGCUAUCAUCAGGGAAUACAUGCAGGAACUUGAAGAUGCAUAAUCAAUGUUUAAGAACAGCUUCUUCCCUGUCAUCAGAUUUCUGAACGGCCGUGAACCUACGUUAUUUUGCUCUGUUUGUUUAUUUAUUUAGUGCAGCUUAUGGUAAUGUUUAAACUGCAGCCAAUCGCUGAACGGGAGCAUGAGAAGAAGAGGUGACUUCACACAGGUCCGCGACUGAAGACGAAAAAGGCAGCGACUCGCAGCAGUUUUCGGAGUUCGAACUGCGGCCGAUCAGUGAAUGGGAUUUAUUAGCAAGAGUAAAUAAAAAUAAGCCAGGGAGGCGGAGCGGCCAUUGUGUGAGUGGGCCGGUGUUAGAGUGGGGAGGCUAUGGCUCAUCAGGCUUCGGUGAAGUAAGUAUCCGCCACGGGGAGAAUAAGCAAACUGGACGCCGUCUGCCCCGGAGGCCGGGAGUCGCCGCUGCGGUAUUUCAGGUGCUCGGCUCCUGAGGUGUUGACCUGAUGCGGACAGGGGUGAUGAUUUGCCCUGAUUGGGGACCCAUGGCCUCAGAAGAACGAGAUGAAAUUAUGCCACGUUUUAACUAUAUUUUGAGACACUGACCUGUAAGAGUGAAAUAGGUACUGCGGCAUCAUCAAAGCCCUCCCGAAUCAGAAUCGGCUCAUUAUCGCCCACUCGUCACGGACCGUGUUCUGGCAGUAGUACAGAGCAAGACUUUUAAAAAAAAUUACUGUGUUACACCAAACGUACAUCGUGAUCAGGAACUCUUAGUGCAUUCAGGAUUGGAGUUCCGUGUGGGGAGGAGUCACGAGGGCCCGUGCCCCCCACCCCCAGCAGGACUGCAGUUCCAGGCCUUUGGUUUGGGGUCUUCAUCCACAGGGCCCUUAUUCGUCGUCAGUCUGAGAGUCCUGGGGCCGAGCGGAAGCCGAAGUGCGGGUCUGUGAACCCGCAGGGGAAGGCGGAGAGGGAUGUCCGCUGGGGGCUGAGGACUGUUUAUGUGCGAGCGUGGGGUGGAAGGGAGACCGGGGGGAGGGAGUGCGGGUUAUUGCGCCCUGUGUCGUUCUGUUGGGCAACGUUGGCGCCGGGAUAGAUUGCAUUGGCCGUUAACGCGUUUCACUUCAAUACUUUCCUGUACACGUGCUAAAUAAAUGAAACUGAAAUCUCAUGGCGGAGUAGCAGGACCUGUUCC